CAAAGUCUGAACCACCCCUCGUCAUCUUGUAUGGGGCGAUGCUGGUGUCUUCUCAUUGAUUCUUCGGGCGCUCACAGUCUCUGAUGCCAUGGCCGACCCAAGGGAUUCAGAGACUUCUCACUCAGUUCUGCAGAUUGACAGUCUUGAGGCCCACAAAGACGCAACCUCAGAUGAGGAGAAGGAAGAGGUUAGGGAGAGCAAGAAAAAAUGGAGGCUUUCUUCGAUGAGAUUCAAAAAUGGUGUAGCUUAUUGGCUUCUGGUCUCUGCAAAUUACAUCUCGCUCUCUGUUGGUAAUGCCUCAGCUACUCUACUGGCGAAGUUUUACUUCAUGCAUGGAGGAAGCAGGAGAUGGGUCUCAACACUGAUACAGUCUGCCGGCUUCCCUCUGCUCUUCAUCCCAUGGGCAAUUUCUUACUGUGUGAACCCAUCAUCCACAUACAGGCCUUUCUCUUGCUUCUCCCCGAGAGUUCUGCUCUGCACAGUCCUCUUGGGACUGCUUCUUGGAUUUGAUAAUUUCCUGUUCGCCUGGGGAAUCUCUUAUAUCCCUGUUUCCAUCUCUGCUCUUCUCCUUUCUUCCCAAUUGGCCUUCACUGCUCUCUUUUCCCGCUUGAUUGUUAAACAACCCAUGAAUUUCCCCACCCUCAACUGCAUUUUCGUCCUCACUUUUAGCUCUGCUCUUGUGGGCUCUAGUGGCAGCCAUGAAAGGCCUGCAGGGGUGAGCAGUUUUCACUAUGUUCUUGGGGUGCUGUGCACAAUUGGUGCUGCGUGCUUCUUUGGACUUUACCUGCCGCUGCUGCAGCUUCUGAAUGACUACCUGAGAGAGAAGAAGAAGGUAGCCAUGAGCUUUAUGCUGGUUUUGGAAACCCAAAUAGUAAUUUUUGCCAUAGCAACUGUGUUUUCCUGUGUCGGCAUGUUGGUAGGUGGAGAUUUUGGUAAGUUGAAGACAGAAUCAGAAGAAUUCGAUCUUGGGCAGGUGAAGUACUGGCUCUGCUUGGUGUUUGGGGCUGUUUCAUGGCAGAUGGCCUUUGUGGGUAUUGCAGGGAUGACGUUCUUGGCAAGCUCCCUGAUGAGUGGGAUAUGUGUGACAGCCCUCAUACCAGCAGGUGUUCUGGCUCCAUUGGUGUUCUUCCAUGAAGGCUUGAACUCAGACAAGGUUUUUGCUGCCGUCAUGUCCAUGUGGGGAUUCUCUUCUUAUCUGGUUGGAGAGUAUAAACAGAAGCAGAAGGAACUCAAAAGUAAAGCAAAGUCGGGGAAUUCGCAGAGCUAAAGCAGCCUCCGUCUGCUCCUCUCCUUUAUCUGUACAAUUUUUUAAACUGUGAAAUGCAUCGACGACAUACAUGAAUUUGAAUUCCACAU
Messenger RNA from Nymphaea colorata (pocket water lily), 1356 nucleotides. Its product is annotated as purine permease 3-like. Lineage: Eukaryota; Viridiplantae; Streptophyta; Magnoliopsida; Nymphaeales; Nymphaeaceae. Gene Ontology annotation, cellular component: membrane. Gene Ontology annotation, molecular function: purine nucleoside transmembrane transporter activity. The transcript is spliced from 2 exons. The record is from RefSeq and is a predicted model, not a curated record. The coding region runs from base 89 to 1267 and encodes 392 amino acids.